Messenger RNA from Dermatophagoides farinae (American house dust mite), 3765 nucleotides. RefSeq lists its product as uncharacterized. Gene Ontology annotation, molecular function: ATP binding; protein serine/threonine kinase activity. The record is from RefSeq and is a predicted model, not a curated record. Gene Ontology annotation, biological process: protein phosphorylation. Gene Ontology annotation, cellular component: cytoplasm. NCBI's taxonomy places the organism in Eukaryota, Metazoa, Arthropoda, Arachnida, Sarcoptiformes, Pyroglyphidae.
AAAUCAUCAUCAUCAUCAUCACCAUCAACACCGAAAAAGAUAUGUACUCAAAGCAUAAUUUCAAUGAUUAAGCUAAUAAAAAUUAUCAUCCAUCGUCAUCAUCAUCCUCAUCAUCGUCAUUAAAGAUUGAUGAUCUACACAGAAACAAAGUAUUCAUCACAUUCUCAGGUCAAAACUUUACAAAGCAUCCGUGUCUUUGUUUGUUGGUUUGUUUGUUCAAGCCCAUAUAUAUAUUUUAUUAUUACACACUGCACGCAAAGUUUAAAGGCAAAUAAAAAAAAUGUCAACUUUAAAACGUACUUUAAAACGUGGUGGCCGUGACCGUAAUAACAUUGGUUCAUCAGUGUUGCCUGAUGAUGAUGUACAGGGAAUAUUUCGUCAACUUGAAUCGCCACAUUUUUUAAAUUAUGAUGAAAAAAAUCAACAACAAUCAUUAUCAACAUCACCGAAACUCUCACCGACCAAAGAAACUUCUAUUAUUCACAAUUAUAACAAUGGCGAUUCACCGAGGUGUGAUGGUGAUACCGAUCAUUCUCAUCAUCAUCAUCAUCAGCUUAUAUUGGAUGUAACUCAAGCACCAGUAUCAUAUAGUAAAAAUUCAAUAGAUCAUCAACAACGUCUUGAUUCCAAUAAUGAUUCAUAUAAUCAACAAGAUUCCAGCGGUAAUGAUAGACCAUUUAUUCGAGCACAUCUAUUCCGUAGAAGCUUUUCAUUGGAUGAUAUUGUUCAAUAUCAGAAUCGAAUAUCUUGUGAACAUCAUGAUCAUGAAAAUAUUGAUCCAAAUAUGAUGAUUGAUCAUUAUGGACAACCAUAUAUCCAUCAUAAUCAAAGUACAAUGGAUGUUCAUCUUCAUCAUAUUCGACAUUCACAAAAUCCACAUGGAAAAAUAUCUCAUCAUCAGAAUUGGUUAGGCGGUGUAUUUGGCUGUUUCAAACCGAUCAUUGGUAUUAUAAGCAGUAAAGGAUUCAAAGAUGGAAAACAUAAUUGUGAGAUUCCAUAUGAAAAUUUGAAAGAUAUGCAAUUUUUGGGCAGUGGUGCACAAGGUUCAGUAUAUGUGGCCACAUUGAAUCAAGAAUUGGUGGCAGUGAAAAAGAUGCGUGAUAAAUGUGAAACAGAAAUCAAACAUUUACGAAAAUUGAAUCAUAAAAAUAUUGUCGCCUUUAAAGGUGUAUGUACACAAAGUGCCAAUUAUUGUAUUGUGAUGGAAUUCUGUCCAUAUGGACAACUUUAUGAAUAUUUGAAGAAAUGUGAAUUCAUGCCACCAGCUCAAGUGAUCGAUUGGUCACAUCAGAUUGCUUCUGGAAUGAAUUAUCUUCAUCAACAUAAAAUAAUACAUCGUGAUCUUAAAUCUCCUAAUGUUUUAAUAUCUCAUAAUAGUGUUUUGAAAAUAUCGGAUUUUGGAACUAGCCGACAAUUAAGCGAUUGCUCAAAGAUCAUGUCAUUUGCCGGUACGGUUGCUUGGAUGGCACCCGAAGUUAUUCGUUCUGAAUUAUGUUCGGAAAAAGUAGAUAUUUGGAGCUUUGGUGUUGUCAUGUGGGAACUUUUAACAUUAGAGAUUCCUUAUCGUGAUUUUGAACAAUCUUCUAUCAUCUAUGGUGUAGGCAACGCUAAUCUUAGUCUUCCAUUGCCGGAAUCCUUUCCAAAAGGAUAUAGACUUUUGAUGCAAAUGAGCUGGAAGAACAAACCACGUAAUCGUCCAUCAUUUCAACAGAUUAUCGCACAUAUAGAGAUUGCUUCUAGAGAAUUUAGCGAUUUUAAAUUGGAAGAAUUUUGUGACAAACAACGACAAUGGAAAGAAGAAGUUCGACAUGCAUUAUCACAGACAAGAAUUAAUUUCAACAAUCAACAUUCUUUAUCGAGUAGUUCACAGGUUGCUGGUUCACCUGUGUCACAAUGUUCAGAUCAUUUAAGAUCGAAAAACAAGAAAAAAUCAUUAAAUCAUCUUGAUCAAUUGGAUCCAACUGCUCAUCUUGAUCUGGAUGAACCAUUACAAUCAGCAUUACAAAGUGCCAUGAUACGUAAGACUGCCAGCCUUUAUACCGAUAUGGUAAAAGUGAUUGAGUCGUUAGUAGAAAGAGAACGAAAACUAUGUGAAAGUGAGAAUGGUGGAAGCCAGAAUGGUGCAGAAUUUUCUGAAUCGGCUCGAUUACCACGAAAACCAUUGACGGAAAAACUUUUGGAAAAAGCACUCAACGAUCCAAUUUAUAAGAGUGCACUAGAACUAAGUCGCGAAUCAUCAAAGGUGACUAACAAUGACUUAUGUGAUAGUUUGUUUGUCCGAGCUUUAGAAAGUCCAAUACGUCAACGUGGUGGAUCACAAUAUGGAAGUGUCAAAGCAAAACUGAGAAGACGUAAUCGAAGAUUGAAUCAAUGCUAUUCAUCAUCAUCGAAAGAUAUCAGUUUUAGUAUGGCCGAUUCUCAGGAUACGACAGCACAAGAACCUUCUAUCGCAUUGGAUGAUUGUAAUGAUUUGAUUGCUGUUCAGAUUGAUACAGCAAAUAAACCAAAUGAACAAGAUUUGAGUAUCACAAAUCAAAGUAACAAUCAAGUACCAAUGAUUCGUGGUGUACCACAACGACGUACAUUCGAUUCUGGUUAUGGUGAAGGACAAAGUUGUGUAUCAUCACCAAUUGCAGAACCAAAGAAAAAUGGCUAUAAUGGUAAUGGUGGAAAUAUUAGUGCUAGUUCAGCAAAUACAUCAGCUUCACUUUCUGGUCAACGAAUGAGAGCUAGAUUGCGCCGACAAAAAGCUAUCGAUCGUGGUUCGUGUCCAUCAUCCGCACAAUCAUCAAGUAGAUCUCGACCAAUGUCAUCUAGUUAUCAUCAACAAUUAUAUACGGCAAAUAGCUCAACAGAUUAUGAAGAUAAUGAUUACGAUGAUGAUCGUAGUUUAUAUUCAAGACGUUCCAGUUCCGUUGGACGAAUACAGGAAUUUAGCUGCCAUGCAUAUGGACGAUUGAGAAGAAAAACAUCAACCACUAGUUCGAGUGAUAAUAAUGAUGAUGAUGAUGAAGAUAUUGAUGAUGAAGGUAAUACAAGUAGCAGUGGUAAUGAAGAAAAUGAUCGAGAAAAAGCACAUAAUAUAGCCAUAAUUAAACGAAAAUUGAAAGCAUCAUUACCACCACCAGGACGAAGAAGUGCAACAGAACGAAGACCAUAUAGUGGUGGCCAUCACCACCACCACCAUCACCAUCAUCAUCAUCAUGCAACAUCAAAUAAUAAAUAUUUGACAUCAACAGUUAAACAACAACAUACAAUGACAACAUUGAAUGAUAAAGUGGGUGACUUAAGCCCAAAGAUUAUUACUUGAAAAUAGAUUGUAUUCUCAUUAUUUAAUCAUCAUCGAUUCAUUCAUCAUCACAAUGACGAAAAUUCAGAAUUGCACUUUGUGUUUCAUUGGUUUUUCUUUUCUAGGUACCAUUGUUAACAUUUCAUUUGAAUAUCGUAUAUUGUGGAAUCCUCAAUACUCAUCAAUUCUUAAUUUUGAUUUCUGAAUUUUUAAGCAAUUUUUUUUUACUGCCCUUGAUAUUUAUAUAGUAAAUGUUUACACAACAAUCAUUCCAUUCUAUGCUUCUUAUAUUCCGCGUUCAAAAAAAAAAUGAAUUUUUUUAUGUACUCAUCAAAUCACACCACACACACACAUGUUUCCUUGUUGAUCGAAAUUAUUUCGAAUUCUUAUUUAAUUUAUAUUUAUUGAAAUUAUCAAAUGUGAAAAAUAUUUAUGAGAAUUUUAUUUUGAAAACAAUCUAAAUGCCCGAACAUAUA